Anarrhichthys ocellatus (wolf-eel) is the source of this 1891-nucleotide messenger RNA. Its product is annotated as solute carrier family 49 member 4-like. Gene Ontology annotation, cellular component: intracellular membrane-bounded organelle; membrane. The transcript is spliced from 2 exons. Lineage: Eukaryota; Metazoa; Chordata; Actinopteri; Perciformes; Anarhichadidae. The coding region runs from base 836 to 1141 and encodes 101 amino acids. The record is from RefSeq and is a predicted model, not a curated record.
AAAACGUCCACAAACCAACGAGAGACGUCACGGCGACUACGUCCUCUUCCUAUAAACAGUCUGUGGUCUAGAGGUAGAAUUCAGAAUGACCGCUCCUGAAAUCCAAAGAGACAUGGAUGUCAUCUACAAACGCCACGCUGCAGCGCUCUGAGCGGAGACGUUCUCAUCAACCCCCCCCCUUGGUCCUCCGCUCACUGACAGAACUUCACCACCUAGCUGAACUAAUCAGCCACUUCCAACACUUCUUCUUUUUAUUCUGCCGUUAACUUCGCUGUCAAGUUCAGCCCUCGUUUUACCUCCGGAGCGUCUCGUCUGUGAGCAACCAAACAAAAGUAAUUAGUGUCUGUCUCUCUGCUACGGGGGCUCCUUCUGUAGCUGCAUCUAAUCUCUACACCAGCAAGCACACGCGCACACACACACGCGUGCACACACACCGUGAGGAGAGGAGGUAAUGAACUAUGAGGGCUACAAAGGAGAAGCAGCAAUCCUCCAGAGAGACAGAGAGUCUGGGAAUCGGCCCGGUGGCUUGUCUUCCACAAUAUAUUAUAAUGUGCAUUUCAAGUCCGCCUCGCUAAGCUGGUGAAACAAAUUGAAUCAAGUGUCUCUGCUCGUGUAAUGACAAGUGGAAAGAAACAAGGAGAAGGAUCCGGGCUGCUAGAAACAAUGCGUGUCUCCUCUAACAGACGACGACACCAGCAGACAUUGAGUCACCGCGUAGAGCCGCUCUUUGUGUUCAUGACGGAUGUUCUUGUCUUAAGGUCUCUGAAGGUGGAUCGGUUUCACUGUUGCUGUUGUUGUUUUCCUCCCAAACAGGUUUGCGGACUCCAUUCGGGGGAUGCUGAAGCUGAUCCUGGUGCUGAUGCUGGCGGGAGCCUCGCUGUCCUCCACCUGGUUCACGCUCACCUGUCUGAGCUCCUUCACCCAUCUCCCCUCCACCGCAGCCAUCCUGUACACGUCCUGCAUCCUGGUGGGCAUCUUCAUCUACAGCAGCGUGCCCAUAUUCUUCGAGCUCCUCAUCGAGACCGUGUACCCGGUCCCUGAAGGCAUCACCUGUGGAGUGGUCACCUUCCUGGGGAACCUGGUGUCCGGCCUGCUCCUCGUCUUCCUCACCUUUUACUCUACAGGUAAGAAGGGAGUGUGAUGAAGACUUAGAUUUAGACUCGUGGCUUCCAGCAGCACCACUUGCAUAAGUUGUGGCUCCGUUCAGAAGCUUCUGGUGCUCCCUGCAGGCUUCUGUCUCUCUCAGCUCCCACGUCCUCCAUUGUUUUCAUAAAUCCAUUUCAUGAAGCUGCAGAUUCUGCCGAUUAAAAGGCGGCCGGACGGAAAAUGAGGCGACGAAGCGAAUCGUCACAAAGAGAGAAAAGCUCCUCUUUGUGUGCUUGAGAUGAAUCUUUGAUUUAGUGAUGCAGCACCUCAGCAGAGAGGACGCCAUGUUGCUUCUCACACACAAACAGUGAACCGAGCAUCACUCCCUCUGCAGCUGACCUCUGCAGCCUGCAUCGGUCAUCAGUACCUUAUUAUGACAUCGCUGCGUAGUUCAAGAAACAACACACAGUUCUACUUCCUGUAGGUUUCGUUAUUUGUGCAAGAAGAACGGUGGUUAGUUUCUAGUUUGUUAAUAAUGAAUAAUAACUUGUCUAUAAUCAUAUCAUGCAGAUUAGCGACUUCUACUUUUCCAAAUUUUGCUGUCGCACGUUUUUUCUGAAUGUCCCGCCCCCCCCCAGGCUGUGAUUGGUCGGUUCAUCUAAAGCAGUGGUUCUCAAACUGUAGGGCGCGCCCCUCUACCUGCAAACUUGUGGCUUUUCGGCGAAAUUUGCCGUUUUGAAUCAAAAUAUAUCAUCCACGUGAAUCGUGUAGAUCCGUAGAGGUUUUUUUUGGGGGGGGUCAACUG